AUGUUGGGACAAAGCAUCCAGAGGUUCACAACCUCUGUGGUCUGUAGGAGCCACUGUGAGGAGGGUCCAGGGAAGAAUUUACCAUUUUCAGUGGAAAACAAGUGGUGGUUACUAGCUAUGGUGACUUUGUACUUUGGGUCUGGAUUUGCUGCACCUUUCUAUAUAGUAAGACACCAACUGCUUAAAAAAUAAUCCAUGAGACAGAUACGAAG
This is a messenger RNA of Balaenoptera acutorostrata (minke whale), 212 nucleotides long. RefSeq names its product cytochrome c oxidase subunit 7C, mitochondrial-like. The record is from RefSeq and is a predicted model, not a curated record. Bases 1 to 192 code for a protein of 63 amino acids. Lineage: Eukaryota; Metazoa; Chordata; Mammalia; Artiodactyla; Balaenopteridae. Gene Ontology annotation, biological process: mitochondrial electron transport, cytochrome c to oxygen. The transcript has a single exon.